AAGUGAAGUAGAAUAAUUGAGAAAUAGGAGCUAGUUUCCACUUCUGUAGGACCACGGUGGGGACUGGGGAGGGCGACCUGCCCAAGAGUCCAAAAGAUGGCUCCAUUUAGUACGUUUCUCUUACUCCUAACAAACCAAGCGUCGGAGAAAUUGGAUGUACGCUUUCCUCGUUUCAACUUUUCAAAGCCGUGUGGGUCCGAAUUCGUCUGUUUUUAACUUUUAGUUCAGGUCUUUCAGACGUAUCUCUACACCAUUUCACACACAAUUUCUCUGUGUUUUUGCAAGCCUGAAGCCAUGUCCAUGUCUGUUGUCGGAGAAGCUGCUCUAGCUGCGUUCUUUGAAGCGUUGUUCAGUAAGUUAGCUGAAUUCCUCAAUGUUGUAACCGAGAAGCAAGUUCGCGAGGAGCUCCACGAGUGGGAAAACAUAUUGCUCAGUAUUCAAGCAGUGCUAGAUGAUGCCGAGGAGAAGCACGUGAAGAAUCGCCAUGUCAAGAGAUGGUUGACCGAGCUCCAACACUUGGCAUACGAUGCGGAUGAUGUAUUGGAUGAGUUUGCUACUGAAGCUUUGAGACGCAAGUUGACCAGGGAGCAUCAAGACAGCUCAAGUAAGUUACAAAAGCUCCGACAUACUUGCUUCAGUCAUAAUUUCUCAUCUAAUAGCGAAAUGAUGUCCAUGAUAAAAGAGAUCACCACUAGAUUUCAAAAGUUAGCAGAUCGAAGGAGUGCCUUGGCUUUGACUGAAAAUGUUGGUGGGAGGCCUAAAAGAGCAAUAGAAAGGCCUCCAACCACUUCCUUGGUGACUGAAACUCAAGUCUACGGCCGGGCAAAUGACAAAGAAGCAAUCUUUCAAUUAAUUUCAGAUAGGAAUGUUGCUGAAAUAUGUGUGAUUCCCAUCGUUGGCAUGGGAGGGAUUGGCAAGACAACUCUUGCUCAGCUUGUCUACAAUGACAAUCAGGUGAAUGAUUAUUUUGAUCUCAAAGCAUGGGUAUGCGUUUCUGAAAUUUUUGAUAUCAAAGAUAUAACCAAAUCAAUUUUGUCAUCAAUUGGCCAUGAAUCUCCUGAUGCUGGAGCUGAUUUGAAUAAUCUUCAAAUAAAAUUGAAGCAGAGGUUGUCUGGGAAAAGACUACUUCUUAUUUUGGAUGACCUUUGGCAUCAAAUCUAUAAUGAUUGGACUCUCCUAAUAGCCCCCUUUGGGAAAGGAACUACAAUUAUUGUGACGACUCGUGAACAAAGUGUUUCAUCAAUGACGAGAACUAUCCCAGCUGAUCACAAGCUGCAAAAGUUGUCAGAUGAAGAUUGCCUUUCUGUAUUAACUCACCAUGCAUUAGGAGCAAAAGAUUUCAGUAGGCAUCCGAAUUUAGAAGAAAUUGGUCGAAAGAUUGUGAAGAAGUGCAACGGCUUGCCUUUGGCAGAUAAGACCAUUGGAGGCCUUUUGCGCAAUAAGGUGGACCUUGAUGCAUGGAAGGAUAUACUAGAAAAUGAGAUUUGGAAUUUACCAGAAGAGAGGAGUAACAUAAUUCCAGCUUUACGAAUAAGCUAUCAUCAUCUUCCUCCAUGUCUAAAGCGAUGUUUUGCUUAUUGUGCCAUACUCCCCAAAGACUAUGAAUUUACUGAAAUGGAAAUAGUCUGGCUAUGGAUGGCUGAAGGAUUUCUACAAGUGGAAGCUGUGAAGCAAAAUGAAGAUUUGGGUAAGGAGAUCUUUCAAGAACUUGUAUCGAGGUCAUUUUUUGAAAUAUCCAGUCAGGACAAGUCUCGAUAUGUAAUGCAUGAUCUUAUUAAUGAUUUGGCUCAAUCAAUCACCAAAGAAACAUGCUUCAGAGUGGAAGGUGACAAGAAAUUGAACAUUUCCAAACAUGCUCGCCACUCAUCUUACAUUAGUGGUAGGAGAGAUGGAAUUAAAAAAUUCCAAGUCUUUUAUGGAACGGAGCGUUUAAGAACCUUCCUACCGUUGAAGAUGCCAAAUCAAAUGUAUUGCUAUAUAUCGAAUAACGUUCUGAGUGAUUUGUUGUCAAAAUUGAAAUGCUUAAGGGUGCUUUCUUUAGAAAGGUAUCAGUUGACCGAGUUACUUGAUGUUUUCGGAGAUUUAAUACAUUUGCGUUAUCUCAAUUUUUCUUACACUCCAAUCGAAACUCUACCCGAUUCAAUAUGCAAACUUUACAAUUUAGAGACCUUGAUUUUGCAAGAGUGUUCUUGUCUUAAGGAGUUUCCUUCAAAAAUGAGAGAUUUAAUUAACCUAAGGCAUCUUGAUUUUACUGGAGCAAAUUCACAACUAAGGAUGCCGAUGGGAAUUGGUGAGCUAACCAGCCUCCAAACAUUGACAAGAUUUGUUGUGAGUCGAGAUAAUGGCCUUCAGAUACAGGAGAUGGAGAAAUUGUCUAAUCUUAAGGGUGGACUUCUUAUUUCAGGAUUGGAGAACAUUGUCAAAGCUCAAGAUGCAGCGGUGGCUGGGUUAUGUAAUAAGUCAAACCUUUCUGAUUUAACUUUGGAAUGGAAGAACUCCCGUGACGCUUUUGCAGUAGAAGAAAUUCAAUUUCACAUGGACGUGUUGAAUUCACUCCGACCACAUGCAAUGCUUGAAAGGCUCACCAUCAAAUAUUACGGAGGUGAAACAUUCCCAAGUUGGAUAGGAGAUCCAUCGCUUGAAAAGCUAUCACAUUUGGGGCUGGAUUAUUGUCCAAAUUGCACAUCAUUACCAGCAAUUGGAAAAUUACCAUCGCUAAAAUCCCUUGCUAUCAGCAGGAUGGAUAAGGUGACUACUGUGGGUUCAAACUUUUUCGGAGAAAAUGCCUCAAUUGCAUUUCCAAAGCUAGAAGAAUUAUUUUUUUAUGGCAUGCCUGAAUGGAAGGAAUGGGAUCCUUGUGAAGUUGAUGGACAUGUGAAAAACUUCCAACAACUCCGCCUGCUCUCCAUUUCAGAUUGUCCCAAGUUGUUAGGAAGUUUACCUACUUGUCUUCCUUCCUUGGAGGAACUUGUGAUUCUUCGAUGUCAAAAAUUGAGAAGUCUAGCUACUUGUCCUCCUUCAUUGAAGAAACUUGAGAUUCGUCAAUGUGAGCAAUUGGUAGUUUCACUUCCUGGCCUUCCAAUGUUGUGCGACUUAACAAUUGAUAAGUGCCAAGAAGUGGUGGGUGCGAGUUUUACAAAUUUUGGCUCACUCAUGAAAAGUGUCUCCCUUUCAAACAUUUCGAAAUUCACUUGUCCAAGAGAUCUGAUGUUAGGGUUGAGAAAAGCAGAAUCUCUUUCUAUAGGUAAAUGUGAGGAACUAAUUUCUUCAUGGCAGAACCAGGAAGGAUGCUCAGCAUAUCCGUCGGCUCUUCGCUUUUUGAAAAUUCAGAAUUGUUCACAACUUGCUUCAAUAGGGGUUGAGGACGAAAAGGAAGAGCAAAUGCAAUUGGGAAUCCCUCGCAAUAUUGUAGAUUUGGGUAUUUCUGAUUGUGAAAGGCUAGAAAGGCUAUCAAAAAGCCUACACAGCUACACAUCCCUUACGGUGCUACAAAUUGAAAGAUGCCCAAGAUUGAUUUCAUUUUCAAAGGGAAAUUUGCCUGCAAAUUUAAGAAGUUUAACCAUUGGAUGUUGCAAGAAUUUGCAGCACUUGCUGGAUGAAAGAGAAAAUGUCAGCAUCAACGGCACAUUUUUUCUAGAGAAAUUGGAAAUUAGAGAUUGUAAGUCUUUCAUAUCUUUAUCUGCAGGGGUGGAGUUACAAUUAAGGUUUGUAAGUUUAUCCAUUUUUGGUUAUGACAAUUUGCAGUAUUUGCUGGAUGAAAGAGAGAAUAUCAGCAUAAAGCAAUUGACUAUUGGAGGUUGUCCGUCUUUGAUAUCUUUAUCCGCAAGGGAUGAGUUACCUGUUGAUCUUCAAGAUGUAAUCAUCUAUGGUUGUCACAAGUUAGCUUCCUUAUUAUCCAAUGGCAAGUUACCUAAGGGGCUGAAAUACCUCUCUAUCGAUAGUUGCCCAUCUCUAGAAUCCAUAGCACCUGAAAUUGAAGACAACUCUUCUCUUGAACAGAUUGAUAUCUCCCGUUGUGAAAAUUUUAGAUCUUUGCCACGUGGAUCGGACAAGCUCAACCAUCUUGAGAAGAUUAUUAUUGGUGGUUGUCCAAAUCUGAUUUCUUUCCCAGGAAGUGGAUUGUUAACCCCCAAACUCAGAGAGUUCUAUCUUAUGAGUUGUGAAAAGCUCGAGGCCUUACCCAACCGCAUGGACAACAUCGUCUCUCUUGAAAUAUUCAGGAUAUAUGAUUGUGCGAGUGUGGUAUCUUUGCCAGAAGGGGGGUUCCCUACCAAUCUCAUUUCACUUACAAUCUCGCAACCCAAUUUCUGCAAGUCAGUAAUCGAGUGGGGUUUGCACAAACUCACCUCUCUUAAGCAUUUCUGCAUCCACGGUGCUUCACUAGAUGUGGCGUCAUUCCCUCAUGAAGAAAUGCUUCUGCCCCCCUCUCUCACCUCUUUCUCCAUCAAACAUUUUCCCAACCUUGAAAUUUUGUCCUCCAAAGGCUUUCAAAAUCUCACCUCUCUCGAAUCAUUGCACAUCCUAAAUUGCCUCAAGCUCAAAUUCCUUCCAAGUAAGGAAAUGCUUCCCUCACUUUUGGAACUAAGAAUUUCUGAUUGUCCAUUGCUAAAACAACGAUGCAAGAAGGAUGAAGGACCAGAGUGGCCCAAUAUUGCCCACGUACCUCACAUUGCCAUACAGUGAGAAAAAUCAAAUUUGAAAGGGUUUGUGUUCGUAAACAGAAGUUCGCCCAGAAAUUAGGCACACUGCCAUUGAGGAUGAGUGAUCUGUGACAAUGCUUAUGGUAGCAGUACAUUACCUAAAUUCAAAUAGAUCAGGAUUGACAAAAUUUUGAAUCAAAUAAGUUUAGAAGAAUAGAAAAGAAGUCGUAUUGCAGCUAUCUGCAGAGACAAUGUCUUGACAAUUGACUAGCAAAUUGCAUUGAGCUAAUAUAGAAGCUUCCUUGACUAUAGUUGAAACAUUUGCUAUCCUGGCAUAUCUUCAACUUCUGGCACUACUAUACAUGAUCUAAACAGUGUCACCCAGAAGCUACAUUGAUUACUUUGUGGAUCAGGGGAAUUACUUCUUCGCCCAAAGCAUCCCAACUCUAAAAAUGAAAACUUUAAUUUGAAUGUAGUACGUUGGUGGGAAGAAUAUGCCUCCAGAAUUGAGAAACUUCUAUCUUCCAUCAUGGAGAAAAAUGGUUUAAUUGCAAGUUAUUGGAACCUUCAGAUAGUUCUCUCCAGAUGUUUGGCAUUAUUAUCAUCUAUGAAACACAUUUCUUUCAGACUGCCGGGAAAACAUUCCCUGCAGGACUAUUUCAAGAAAGGUUUCAGUUGGAAGUUGCAGAGGCUUGUGCCAGCUAUCAGAGCAAACAAACUAGUCUGGAAAGACACUAAAAUGGGAAUGUCAUUAUUUAUCCAAGUGGGCAUUGCCUUCGUUGCUGCCACUCUUAAUGCUUGUUAUAACCCAGCAUAUUGACCAUAUGCUGGGCUGAAUGAGGAAACACCAAAAUCUCUGCCUCAAUCCCAAUGAGUACUCAAUUUUUGAUAAAUGAUGAGAAAUUAAAGUAUGUAUUGGCAACAAUAGCGGUGACCGUGUCAAGGGAACAACAAUUUCCCAAAGGGAAACAUUGUUUGAAAAUGGUAAUGUUCCUAUACACAAAAAGCUAAAAGUUUUUGUUAUUGCCAGGAAAUCAUGUUGCAAAAUGAGAACCUGAUGUUGUGGAAUUUGUCUCACAGGAUGACAUAGAAUUUAUAUUCUAUAGCCCUUAAAAAUUCAAUGGCUGUUUGAAGUAGUUCAGAUAGCAGUUCCUUCCCUAAAAGGGGAAUCUUUCCUUCUUUGCAUCAGUGGUGCAAGCAUAAAUGAUAAGAUAGCUACUGACUGCCUCAAGCAUGUAAAAUCAGGUAACCUGGGACCUUCUGUACAAACCAAAUUGAUAAUCUCAUCGUAAGUUUUUUGUAAUAUUUCAAGUUAAGAAGCUAACAAUGUGUAUUUCCCAUUUUUAGUUGGUGCAUUUCAUAUACUCUUAUCUGUUUCAACUAAAAUUUGUAGAAUCCUUUCUUCUUUCUCAUAUUAUGUUUUCAAAGUAAAGGAGGUUUCUACUCUGUCAACUGGUUGAUUUAAUCUAAAGUACCUUUCAAGUUGCAUAUCAGGGUGAAAUGGCCAGAAUUCAGUUUUUGCUGAUGUAAAAGUGUGGAUUACAAUGCUUAAGCAUUUUUUUUUCAAUAAUUUCAAGAAUCUUUUAAUGUUCUAUUGUCCAUAUGGAAGUUUGAGUAGUGCUUGUCUCUCCUAUCGAUUUGUUUUUUGUUUUUGCAUGAAAAUGACAUUAAUCAGGACCUUCAUAUUGAGAUUGGAAAGGUGAAAAGUGAUAUGUUGCUGUUUGUAGGCACUUUAGGAGGUUGCAUGAUUUGUGAGACAAUGUUGACGGUAAGACAAUGCUAAUCUUGAAGGUAGAAGUUUAUAGAACAAUGAAUGGAAGAUGCUUUACAUAUUUUAGUUCUCUUAGAUAACUUCCUCUUGGUUGUGUGCUUCAAGGUAGUUCAAAUGCUUUAUGCUUAUAUAUUUUUUCAUCACAGAGAUUCAGCCAUUGAAAGAAAAAAGAGCACAAUGAAAGAAUACACCUCCUCAUGGUAAUGAACUGGUGGUUGGCAUUACCAUCGUCUAUGAAACAUAUUUCUUUCAGGUUGUUGGUAAAACAUUCCCUGCCCAUUUCAAGAAAGGUCUCAGAAGUUGGAGAGGCUUGUGCCUGCAAUGGGAGCAAACAAACUGGUGUAGAAAGAAGCUAAAUGGGGAAUGUUAUUACUUAUCCAAGUGGGCAUUGCGUUUGUUGCUGCCACUCUCAAUGCUUGUUAUAACCUGGCACAUUGACCAUGUGCCAGGCUGAAUGAGCAAGCACCAAUCUGAGCCUCAAUCCCAAUGAGUACUCAAUUUCUGAUACAUGAUGAGAAAUUAAAGUAUGUAUUGGCAACAAUAGCACGUGACAGUGUGAAGGGAACAACAAUUUCCCAAAGGGAAACAUAGCUUGAAAACAGGUGAAGUAAACUUUAUAUUCCGAAGCCCUCAAAAUUCAAUGGUGGUUUCCAAGUUGUUCAGGGAGCAGUUCCUUCCCAAAAAGGGAAAUCUUUCCUCCUUCGCAUCAAUGAUGCAAGAUAGCAUGUAAAAUCGGGUAACCUAGGACCUUCUGUAUAAACCAAAUUUAUUUUGUCAUCGUACCAGUGUCGAGUGUUUCUGUACCAAUUCAAGUUAAGAAGCUGCCAAUGGGUAUUUCCCAUUUGUAGUAUGAUGGAUUUCGUACUCUUCUUUUUCUGCUAAAAUUUGUAGAAUCCUUUCUUCUAUCUCUCAUAUUAUGUUCUGAAUGAAGUAAAGGAGGUUUCUACCAUCUCAAACGCUUGAUCUAAUCUAAAGCACUUUCCAAGUUGCAUACCAGGAUAAAUGGCCAGAAUUCUGUUUUUCUUGGUGA
This is a messenger RNA of Theobroma cacao (cacao), 7441 nucleotides long. The record is from RefSeq and is a predicted model, not a curated record. Lineage: Eukaryota; Viridiplantae; Streptophyta; Magnoliopsida; Malvales; Malvaceae.